GAUAUCUUAAAAAAAAGGUAAAAAAAUCUGAUGGAACCAUUCAAAUUACGAUCCUACCAAUCCAUAUUCGUUUCUUAUCAUCGUCCUCUCACUGUUUAUCUGAUUGAUUCUUCUUCUCUGAUAAUCGACUAGUAGUGCGGUUCUCUUGGAAAAUAUUCGAUUUUUAAAAGACUGAUGAUGACAUUAAACUCACUAUCUCCAGCUGAAUCCAAAGCUUUUUCUUUCUUGGAUACCUCCAGGUUCAAUCCAAUCCCUCAAAUCUCAGGUGGGUUUAGUUUGAGGAGGAGGAAUCAAGGGAGAGAUUUUGGAAAAGGUGUCAAGUGUUCAGUGAAAGUGGAGCAGCAGCAACCUCCUCCAGCAUGGCCUGGGAGAGCUGUUCCUGAGGCGCCUCGUCAAUCUUGGGAUGGACCUAAACCCAUCUCUAUCGUUGGAUCUACUGGUUCUAUUGGCACUCAGACAUUGGAUAUUGUGGCUGAGAAUCCUGACAAAUUUAGAGUUGUGGCUCUAGCUGCUGGUUCGAAUGUUACUCUACUUGCUGAUCAGGUAAGGAGAUUUAAGCCUGCGUUGGUUGCUGUUAGAAACGAGUCAUUGAUCAAUGAGCUUAAAGAGGCUUUAGCGGAUCUGGACUAUAAACCCGAGAUAAUUCCAGGGGAGCAAGGAGUGAUUGAGGUUGCCCGACACCCUGAAGCUGUAACUGUUGUUACCGGAAUAGUAGGUUGUGCGGGACUUAAGCCUACGGUUGCUGCAAUUGAAGCAGGAAAAGACAUUGCUCUUGCAAACAAAGAGACAUUAAUCGCAGGUGGUCCUUUCGUGCUUCCGCUUGCCAACAAACAUAAUGUUAAGAUUCUUCCGGCAGAUUCAGAACAUUCUGCCAUAUUUCAGUGUAUUCAAGGUUUGCCUGAAGGUGCUCUACGCAAGAUAAUCUUGACUGCAUCUGGUGGAGCUUUUAGGGAUUGGCCUGUUGAAAAGCUCAAGGAAGUUAAGGUAGCGGAUGCGUUGAAGCAUCCAAACUGGAACAUGGGAAAGAAAAUCACUGUGGACUCAGCUACGCUUUUCAAUAAGGGUCUUGAGGUCAUCGAAGCUCAUUAUUUAUUUGGAGCUGAGUAUGACGAUAUAGAGAUUGUCAUUCAUCCUCAAAGUAUCAUACACUCCAUGAUCGAAACACAGGAUUCAUCUGUGCUUGCUCAAUUGGGUUGGCCUGAUAUGCGUUUACCGAUCCUCUACACCAUGUCAUGGCCCGAUAGAGUUCCUUGUUCUGAAGUAACUUGGCCAAGACUAGACCUUUGCAAACUCGGUUCAUUGACUUUCAAGAAACCAGACAAUGUGAAAUACCCAUCCAUGGAUCUUGCUUAUGCUGCUGGACGAGCUGGAGGCACAAUGACUGGAGUUCUCAGCGCCGCCAAUGAGAAAGCCGUUGAAAUGUUCAUUGAUGAAAAGAUAAGCUAUUUAGAUAUCUUCAAGGUUGUGGAAUUAACAUGCGAUAAACAUCGAAACGAGUUGAUAACAUCACCGUCUCUUGAAGAGAUUGUUCACUAUGACUUGUGGGCGCGUGAAUAUGCCGCGAAUGUGCAGCUUUCUUCUGGUGCGAGGCCAGUCCAUGCCUGACGAAUUGGUUGUUGGAAGAAACAUUAGUGAAAAAGCGAUUGAGAAAAUGUGGAAAGAAGAUUAGUGUAGAGAAUGGGUAUUACUUGAUAGCGUUUUUGGCAGGGAUUAUGGAUUGUGUAGCUAAUUUAUCUGUGAUCCAAACAAGCCAAACCGAUAAUUUGAAACCAUUUUUACCAAUAAAACGUUUAAUUGUUUCACAUUAUAUGAUAUAAUUACAUUCAUCUAA
Arabidopsis lyrata subsp. lyrata is the source of this 1831-nucleotide messenger RNA. Its product is annotated as 1-deoxy-D-xylulose 5-phosphate reductoisomerase, chloroplastic. The transcript has 12 exons. Gene Ontology annotation, molecular function: NADPH binding; protein binding; manganese ion binding. Gene Ontology annotation, biological process: isoprenoid biosynthetic process. Bases 175 to 1605 code for a protein of 476 amino acids. The record is from RefSeq and is a predicted model, not a curated record. Lineage: Eukaryota; Viridiplantae; Streptophyta; Magnoliopsida; Brassicales; Brassicaceae.